GGAAAAUUUUUUGGAAUAACCCUUUCACGCCGUGUAAAAAGAUAACUUUAACGCCGUGUAAAAAAGAUAACAUUAACGCCGUCUAUCGUUCUUCUUCGUCGCGCUUUCUCUCAAACUCUCCGUCACUUUGGGGAUUCGAAUCGUAAUUGGUCGGUGUGCAGUGACACAGCUUGCGCACGCUCAUAACCGGUCCCCUGAGUCUGAUUGCGGGAAAAAUUGGGAGAAUCGCUUCAAUCUGAGAAGAAAAAUGCAAUUUUCAUGUGAUCCUGAUCAAGAAGGAGAUGAGCUGCCACAAUACGAACACAUCUAUCAAAAUGACUUCUCAUAUCGAAAGCACAAGAAACAGAAGGAAGAGGAUAUCUCUAUCUGCGAAUGCAAGUUCGAUUUUGGAGACCCUGACAGUGCGUGUGGUGAGAGGUGCCUGAAUGUUAUAACGAACACGGAAUGUACGCCUGGAUACUGCCCUUGUGGUGUCUAUUGCAAGAAUCAGAAAUUCCAAAAAUGUGAGUACGCGAAAACAAAGUUGAUUAAGUCUGAAGGCCGUGGAUGGGGACUAGUGGCUCUUGAAGACAUAAAGGCAGGACAGUUCAUAAUUGAGUACUGUGGGGAAGUAAUAUCAUGGAAAGAAGCAAAGCGUAGGGCUCAAACUUAUGAAACUAAUGGUGUCAAGGACGCAUACAUAAUAUCUCUCAAUGCCUCUGAGGCUAUCGACGCCACGAAGAAGGGAAGCCUUGCUAGUAGACCAAAUUGUGAGACGAGGAAGUGGAAUGUUCUGGGAGAAGUUAGGGUCGGAAUCUUUGCAAAAGAGGGCAUCUCUCCUCGGACCGAACUGGCUUACGACUAUAACUUUGAGUGGUACGGCGGUGCCAAAGUCCGUUGUCUCUGUCGUGCAGUCUCUUGUUCUGGGUUUCUUGGAGCCAAGUCUCGUGGCUUUCAGGCAAGUCCUUACGAUAUCGUUUCUAAUAAUACUAUUAUCAGUCAAAUGGUCUAUGCCUAUUCUUAUGCCUUUCUACCAUUUCAGGAGGAUACAUAUGUAUGGGAGGAUGGAGAUGAUCGGUAUUCAGUUGAUAAAAUUCCAGUGUAUGAUUCUGCAGAAGACGAGCUUACAUCGGAGCCCUCUAAGAAUGCUGACUCCAACACAAAUGAAGAGAAAGACAUCUCAACGGAGACCCAUUUGGAGUCUACUUCUGUGACUGUUCAGCAAUCGGAUUCAACUCCUAUGGAGGAAGAUGUUGUCGCGGAAACUGUUAAAACCGAAGAAGCUGAAGAUAUGAAGCUGCCCUCACAAGACUCACAACAAGAUUCAUCGCAGAAAACCGCAAUUAUACCACGUGUUCGUGGUAACAGUGACAAGAGUAAACCCGGGACUCUUCCGAAGAAAAGAGGCAGGCCGCUUUCAAGCGGAAGGACUAAGAAUGUCGCUCAGAAGAACGUUGAUAUAGCGAACAGUGUGGCAACAAGUGUGGCGGAGAAGUGGAUACAAGCAAGCUGCUGUAAACUCAAGGCGGAGUUUGAUCUUUACUCUUGCGUAAUAAAGAACAUCGCUUGCACUCCCAUCAAACCACAGGACACAAAGAACAAAGCUGUGGAAACAGGCAAUGAUGAUGACCAGAUUAAGCUCUUGGAAAGCUAA
Thlaspi arvense is the source of this 1633-nucleotide messenger RNA. Lineage: Eukaryota; Viridiplantae; Streptophyta; Magnoliopsida; Brassicales; Brassicaceae. The record is from the annotation of a GenBank genome assembly.